AUGGCAUCGCUCCCCAGGCCUUUGCCUGGCAUGCUUCUGCCCCGGAGCAUGUCCAAGAGACGGGCGAUCGCUGCAAUCAACUCCAGCGGACAAGCAGGUUUCCUUGUGCGGUGCGGCCGCCACAACAUCAUACUAAUUCCUUCCAGAGAGUCAUCAUCCACAUCAACUCGAUCACUACACUCCUCCUCUACACAGUCGUCACCAUCCAGCAACCUGACACUAUCAGGAGUACCAUCGCCGUCACUGCUCCCCAAUCAUCAGCAUCACCACCAACCACAAGGCGCCGGUAUGGGGCCACCAAAACCGGCGCCUCUCUCAGUCCUACCUCUGGUCACCGUGCUCAGGUCAUGGAUGACGGCCACGAUAUCCUCGUCGCCAUUCCUCUUACCUCCCUCACUGGCCAUCAUGUCCAUGCUGGCCCAUACAACCAACCCAGUUCUCAACCCUGACUCGAACCCACUGUUGCGAGCUCUGCUGAAGAAGACGUUUUAUGCCCAAUUCUGCGCCGGCGAGCAGCCUGCCGAGGUAGCCAGGACGAUCAAGGGCCUCAAAGACGUGGGGUUUGAAGGGGUGAUUUUGGGCUAUGCCAAAGAGGUCGUCGCCCCGCAUGGACAGGAGGGAACGGGUUCUUUGCCAAAGCAUGUUGCGGAAGAGACCAAGGUCGACAUGGAGGAGAUUGACAGCUGGGCUCAGGGGACGCUCAUGACCGUGCUACUGGCCAACAGGGGGGAUUAUGUGGCCCUCAAGUUUACCGGGGCGGGCGUGCUGGCAUUGCAGUGUCUACGGCAGGGGGCGGAUCCCUCACCACAGCUGAAAAAGGCGAUCGAGAGCAUAUGUGUAUUGGCCCAGUCAAGGGGUGUCAGGUUGCUAUUCGACGCUGAGCAAGCUGCCGUGCAGGGCGGAAUUGACAAGUGGACGGUGGAGUUUAUGGAGAGGUACAACAGAACCCAGCCGGUGGUGUAUGGGACAUAUCAGGCUUAUCUCAAGUCGACUCCCGAAACGUUGAGCCAACAUCUACAGGAAGCCAAGAAGAAGGGGUUCGUACUGGGCAUCAAACUGGUCAGAGGCGCGUACCUGGGGAGCGACCCAAGGCAGCUGAUGCACGACACUAAGGAGGACACAGACAAGGCAUACGACGGUAUUGCGGAGGCGCUGCUCAAAAGGGAUUGGCAAGUCGGGCCGUUGAAGGGAGAGGGUCAGUUUCCAGACGUGUCCAUGGUAGUGGCUACCCACAACAGAGAUUCCGUGGUCAGGGCAAAGAGAAUACUGCAGCACGAGAGCAAGACCAACGAUGUAGCAUUUGCGCAGCUGCAGGGGAUGGCGGAUGAGGUCAGUUGUGAGCUCGUUGCGUUUAACCAACAAGAAGCGACUGAGAAGCAGGAAAAGGCCAAGGCGUACAAGUACUUGGUGUGGGGUUCAACAGGAGAGUGCAUGAAGUACCUGCUGAGACGAGCGUACGAGAACAGAGAUGCGGUGCAGCGCACAGUUGGGUCGAGAGACGCCAUGAGGGCCGAGGUCUUGAGGAGGCUCAAGUCGUUGUUUGGAUUGGCCUGA
Messenger RNA from Podospora anserina S mat+, 1554 nucleotides. RefSeq lists its product as uncharacterized. Gene Ontology annotation, cellular component: mitochondrion. NCBI's taxonomy places the organism in Eukaryota, Fungi, Ascomycota, Sordariomycetes, Sordariales, Podosporaceae. Gene Ontology annotation, molecular function: FAD binding; proline dehydrogenase activity. The coding region runs from base 1 to 1554 and encodes 517 amino acids. The transcript has a single exon. The record is from RefSeq and is a predicted model, not a curated record.